This is a messenger RNA of Danio aesculapii, 5284 nucleotides long. RefSeq names its product transmembrane O-mannosyltransferase targeting cadherins 3 (gene tmtc3). Gene Ontology annotation, cellular component: endoplasmic reticulum. The record is from RefSeq and is a predicted model, not a curated record. NCBI's taxonomy places the organism in Eukaryota, Metazoa, Chordata, Actinopteri, Cypriniformes, Danionidae. The coding region runs from base 295 to 3111 and encodes 938 amino acids. Gene Ontology annotation, molecular function: protein binding; mannosyltransferase activity. The transcript has 14 exons. Gene Ontology annotation, biological process: protein O-linked glycosylation via mannose.
UUUCCUUUAUACGCGGUCCGUUCAUUAUCAGGGAAUCACUACUGAAACCAUAUAUCUAUCCGUGUCUAUACUUUAAUUAAAAUGACAUUACCGAAACACAAAAUCCGCGAAUGGCUACUCUGUAAUUCCCUACUUUUGUUGUGGCAGGCAUUUUGACCCGGAAGCAGUUGUUGAACUGUUAAUUCAAUGCUUUGGAUCGAACUUGCUGCUUCAGUCAAAAUAAACAAACAUAUUCUCUUUUCAUUUAGCUUUUCCCCAGACAUGACAAGUGCUCAAUGAGGUCUCACGUCAGCGAUGGCUGUAGUGUCGUGGAAGGAGAUCUGUCUUCUGACUGGACUGGUGGUGGGCUGCUACUGGAACAGCCUGUUUUGUGGUUUUGUGUUCGAUGAUGUCUCUGCAAUCUUGGAUAACAAAGACCUUCGUCCCACCACACCGUUAAAGAACCUCUUCCUCAAUGACUUCUGGGGCACUCCGAUGUCAGAGGAGCGGAGCCAUAAGUCCUACCGACCGCUUACUGUUCUCACCUUCCGCCUCAAUUACCUGUUCAGCGAGUUGAACUCCUCGUCGUACCACCUCCUCAAUGUGGUUCUCCACGCUGUGGUGUGUGUCCUCUUUCUCCAUUUCUGCCGUCUGCUCCUGGACCGAAGCACCAGCCUUAUUGCAACCUUGUUGUUUGCAGUCCACCCCAUCCACACAGAAGCUGUUACAGGUGUUGUUGGCAGGGCUGAGCUGCUAUCCUCCAUUUUUCUGCUGGCAGCUUUCCUUGCGUACACCAAAUCAAAAGGCACCGAUCACUCUAUCGUUUGGACUCCUAUCAUUUCAACCGUGUUCCUGGUUGCUGUUGCCACGCUAUGCAAGGAGCAGGGAAUCACUGUCAUCGGGAUCUGCUGUAUUUACGAGGUGUUUGUUGCCCAAGGGUUCACUCUGCCCAUGCUGAUUGACACCCUGCUACAGGUGUUGAGAGGGAAAGAUGGUUUUCCCUAUGCUGUCCUCCAGACCCUGCUGAAGCUCAUUGUCCUGAUCAUCAGUACACUUUUGCUGGUCAUUAUUAGGGUUCAGGUCAUUCAGUCCCAGCUGCCAGUGUUCACCAGGUUUGAUAAUCCAGCUGCCGUCAGCUCCACCCCGUCCAGGCAGCUGACCUUCAACUACCUCCUGCCUGUAAAUGCCUGGCUCCUGCUCAACCCCUCAGAGCUUUGUUGUGAUUGGACGAUGGGCACCAUCCCUCUCGUGGAGUCCCUGCUGGACCCACGCAACCUUGCCACAUUGGUGUUUUACACCUUUUUAAGCCUUCUGGCCUAUCACAGUCUUUGGUACAACCACAGCUCCUCCAAGAUCAUCAUGAUGGCACUGUCUCUUAUUGUCCUUCCGUUCAUCCCUGCAUCCAACCUGUUUUUCCCUGUUGGCUUCGUUGUCGCUGAAAGGGUCCUAUAUGUACCCAGCAUGGGAUUUUGUGUGUUGGUGGCCUACGGAUUCAAACUUCUGUCGCAAAGAGGAGCCCUAAAGAAAAUGUCUUGGUUGCUCAUGGGAAUUCUCCUAACAACGCAUGCUGUGAAAACUUUCAACAGAAACUGGGACUGGGAGUCCGAAUACACGCUUUUCACAUCUGCACUGAAAGUGAACAGGAACAAUGCCAAACUGUGGAACAAUGUCGGACAUGCUUUGGAGAAUCAGAACAGCUAUGAGAGAGCUUUGAGAUACUUUCUUCAGGCCACAAGAGUACAACCAGAUGACAUUGGGGCCCACAUGAACGUUGGGAGAACCUACAAGAACCUAAACAGGUCCAGAGAGGCAGAGGAGGCAUAUCUAAUUGCAAAAUCCCUAAUGCCACAGAUCAUUCCAGGGAAGAAGUAUGCAACUCGUGUGGCCCCCAACCAUCUGAACGUUUACAUCAACCUGGCUAACCUAAUUCGAGCAAACGAUUCACGCCUAGAGGAAGCCGACCAACUCUAUCGACAGGCCAUCAGUAUGAGACCAGACUUCAAACAAGCCUACAUCAGCCGAGGGGAGCUUCUGCUGAAAAUGAACAAGCCCGGUGAGGCAAAGGAUGCCUACCUACGAGCACUGGAACUGGACCAUACCAACGCAGACCUCUGGUACAAUCUGGCUAUAGUCAAUAUUGAGAUGAAGGACCCUUCAGAGGCCCUGAGAAACUUUAAUCGUGCACUGGACCUGAAUCCACGGCACAAGCUGGCCCUCUUCAACUCGGCGCUUCUCAUGCAAGAGUCAGGUGUGUGGGCACUGCAGGGUGAAGCUAAACUUCGGCCAGAGGCAAAUCGUCGCUUUCUAACCUACGUAAAAGAAGAGCCGGAUGACGCUAAUGGCUACUUCAACCUGGGCAUGUUAGCGAUGGAUGCCAACGAGAACGAAGAGGCCGAGCACUGGAUGCGUGAGGCCAUUCGACUCCAACCUGGCUUCCGCAGCGCUUUAUUUAACUUGGCCCUGCUCUACUCUCAAUCACAGCGUGAGCUGGAUGCUCUCCCGGUGCUUGAGGAGCUCCUGCGGUACCACCCAGAGCAUGUCAAGGGCCUAAUCCUCAAGGGAGAUAUUCUUAUGAACCACCGCAAAGAUACACGUGGCGCCAAGACCUGUUUCGAACGCAUCUUGAGCAUGGACCCAAGCAACGUGCAAGCCAAGCACAACCUAUGUGUGGUGUACUUCGAAGAACGGGAGCUCCAGCGUGCAGAACGUUGUCUGGUAGACACACUGGCGAUGGCGCCGCAGGAGGAGUACAUUCGACGACACCUCACCAUUGUACGCAACAAAAUGGCCGCCAUGAGUGCCGCAGGGCAGCCGAUUGCACCGACAGAGGGUGGUAGUAUGUCAGAUAAGCAGCAAGGGCAUCAACCAGAAGACAAAAAGGUGGAGGAGGAAGAAGAGGAAGGGCGAGGAGUUGCCUCAGGAGCAGGGGAGGGGGCCAGGAAAGAGAAGAAUUUGAGGAAAUCCUCCUCCGCUGAAAACCAGGGCCACGGCCAAUCAAAGAAGCUGGACACAGGCCAGCCUGACAAGCGGACUAAGAGCAAAUCCACAAAAGAGAUUAAAGAUAUAGAAAAGAAAAGGGCGGCUGCCUUGAAGAGACUGGAGGAGAUUGAACGCAUAUUAAGCAGCGAUUAACCUUGUUUAUCAACCACCACACUAUUUUUAUAUAGAACUAUUUAAAGCGCAGGAACGAUACGUUUUGUUUUGGGUUUUCAAUUUGUUUAAGCAUGUUUGGUGGCGCUUGAUUGUUUUGUGUCUUUUUAUAUAUACAUGUAGUGAGUUAUACCUCCUUUUCCCACAGCUUUAAUUAUGUAAAGCUGUUCGACUAAAAGGGGAAAUCAGGGGUUGCGCUGAAGAAGCACAAAAUUAGGUAUGUUUUUUUUUUUCCCUUUAAAAGAAAUCUUAUUUUACCAUAUCGUUUAUUUAUGAUUGCCUAUAUUUGAGUCACUGGAUUAGAUAGUCACAAUUAUGUAUCGAUUUACUUCACCACUGGCAAGUAUUAUUCAUAAUCACACGUAAAACAUUAGUAUAUCAUCCAGCCCGUUUUAUAGCAGGACUGUCACAUGAAUGUUGAGUGUUAGUCCUAUGCUCCUCCCCCUUUUUACAUGACAUCACCACAUUUCCGUCAAUUAUUUGCUGCUUCGUUUGUUUGUGUGUUAUAAUUACUGUUUUGUUUUUACUCUACAUGGCAAAUGGUGUCAGUGUUAAUUAUAUCCUCUGACAUAAUCUCAUUCUGAAUUAGGGUCACCUCCCUUCUCCAGCAGUGUUAUUGCAGGCUUCUGGGCUUUUUACAAUGUGGAUGGCAUACUGCGGCUGAUUUCUCAGAUUGGUCAUGCAAAGCUCUUUCUGGUUUAUUUCCUUUCUUUCUAAGGAUUUCUGCUGCUUUCUGCUCUGUUUCUUGUUCUCCCUACAAAGAUCAAAGUGACAUUAUAAUCAACCGUUGAGCGGAAACAAACCUUUGAAACCUAGUAGGAAUAAUUCACCCAAACUAAACUUCUGUUGUCAUUUACUUAGCGUAAUGUCAUUAGAACGCUUUCUUUCCUCCAUGGAACAUUAUCAUUCUCAUGUUAUAAAUGAUAUGACGUAUGAGCUAUGCAAUAGUUUGGCUUCGCUAACACAAGUCAUUAUUCAAUGCAAAUCCUGACUUGCAGCGUGUUCAUAAAAGAGCGUUUGAUGUCUGAUUCAUAAACGACUCGCUAUUCAGGAAUUGUUCAUGUGACUUUAAACGUCUCCAGAUAGGGUGCAAAUUUAGCCACAGGAAACCUGAAACUCUAAUGUUGUUUUUAAAAGCUCCAUUCUUCGUCCUUUGCAAUUGUAUUUGCAUGAACGAACAGGACGUUUUCUGAAAGUUUCUUCGAUUUUCUAGCACAUAAGUAAUUCAUAUGGGUUUGGAACGGCAUGAGGGUGAGUAAAUGAUGACAGAAUUGUCAUUUUUUGGGGUAAAUGUCCCUUUAAUAUGGCGAAAAUCACAAUGUAGCCCACGAUUUCUUGUGGGUUCUCUUAGCUUUUGUAUUUGGAAAGAAUCAAUCACUUUAUUUCUUUCAAAGGGAGGUUAUAUGCCAAUAUGUUACUUCAGAAUUUUAAUGUACAGCAGAUGAUGCAGAGUAUAGUGUUUCCUGGGAAGCUGAAAAAACCAUGUGCUCUCGCUGGAAUCCUGUCAUCAUUUUACUGUUUGCUUUGAAGGCCGACCCUGAAAUAUCUUCUUCUAUCUCCUUCUGACUUUUUUGAAGAUCUUCAUGAAAAAAGGUACCUGAGAGCUCGCCGAUCUGUCGAGCAAAGCCUGUGCGGAUGCCAUACAUAUACACUAGAGGUACUAAGACUAACGCGGGCCACAUAUGAAAACUGAGGUGUUAUUUAAGUGUAAUAAAGCCACUUAAAGUAGCGUGACAAUUGAAUUCUUGAGAUUAAGUACCAGACUCAUGCUUUUCACUGUCAUCGGCUCUUUUGCCAAUGGAGAUGUCUUCAACCAUAAAACUUGAGUGAGAAAUCUGAAUCGCUUCACCUGUUUGCUCUUUCUUUUGGCAACAUCUGUGCAUCUGAAUCCUUUUAUUUUACUGUCAGUUUGAUAGUCUAUAAGGACAGAUUUACACGAUUGGAUCACAUUAAUCCUCAAAUAUAUGGGUUUGGGAGUUCACUUUUCUCUAAGAGGUUCAUCUAAGUCAUCUCACUCCGUUAAACAUGAUACGUCAUAUUUCAAGUUUCCCUCAGCUCAUCGUAAGACCUACUGAUGUUUAGUACAUUUUCCUCUAAUGGUUUGACUUAUGAGGGGUGCUGGGAUCCACGGUUUUCAAUAAAAAGACUUACAUCA